AUGAGAGCCACAUUGCUUGUCAUCCUAACGACCUGCUUUGCCGGCGUAACAAUCGCUCAGCAGACGGCAUGUCAGAUCGAACUCUUGAACAUCAAUCAAGAAGUUGUCGACAGCGUCUGCAUCCCUUGCGACAGUACUCGAGCCAUGAGAGACGCUACGGCCCCUCAUGGAGCUGUGAACUACCAGGUACACGUUGACAGCAAUUGUGGUGUCGGGCUGGAUCGUGGCAAUUUGGUGAACGGAGCCACUUUCCGCAGCGCUGGCCCCUGUACCCCAUAG
Messenger RNA from Colletotrichum gloeosporioides, 279 nucleotides. RefSeq lists its product as uncharacterized. NCBI's taxonomy places the organism in Eukaryota, Fungi, Ascomycota, Sordariomycetes, Glomerellales, Glomerellaceae. The record is from RefSeq and is a predicted model, not a curated record. Bases 1 to 279 code for a protein of 92 amino acids. The transcript has a single exon.